AUGAUCGCGGCCCCAUAUUUCAAGGUACCGACUGCCGUGGUGCACAGCCCCUCGGGCCGCGCGCAGCAGCGCUCGGCACUUGGCGCCUCGCGCGACGCCAACACGACUCAGCGUCAACGCCCCGCGGCGCCUCGAAACGCGCAGUGGCGCUGGCAGCACAGCCACAUGGCGGCGGAGGAUGAUUACAAGCCUGAGUAUGUGGAGCUGAAGCUCAUGGGGCACGUCGCCCAGAAGGGCUUCCAGGCGGGAUCUCUGAUCGGCCUGGCGGCCGUCGUGCCCAUCAUGGCGCUGCGCCGCAGGGCGCUAGACGCGGCCCUAGUCACCACCGGCGCCGGCUACGGCGCCCUGGGCGGCCUCGCGUUGACGGUGGUGCUGGGUCUGGCCAAGCGCGCCAACAUUGACAGAAAGGGCGUCGAGGACAGGGUUUACCGGCUGUCACACAACGAGGGCCAAAACAGGACCGACUCGUUCUGCGCGGUCGGCUCUACCCUCGGCCUUGCGGCCGCCGCCUACCUGCUUCGCCAGUCCAACGCGCCCCGGCCUCCGCCCGCGCUGAACCUGGUCGGCGGCGCCGCGGUUGGCUGCACCCUGGGCCUGCUGGCGCACCUCGCGUCGCGGCCGGCCGAGCAGGCGACGCCAAACAAGAUGCUUCACGAGGCCAAGUAUUGA
Monoraphidium neglectum is the source of this 669-nucleotide messenger RNA. RefSeq lists its product as hypothetical. Lineage: Eukaryota; Viridiplantae; Chlorophyta; Chlorophyceae; Sphaeropleales; Selenastraceae. The coding region runs from base 1 to 669 and encodes 222 amino acids. The transcript has 6 exons. The record is from RefSeq and is a predicted model, not a curated record.